UUUGGUCUCGUGGUCACGUGACGUGUUCUGCUCGCGCCACUUCCCCAAACAAACGCCAGUUGGAGCAGUAGUUGUUUCUGUUCCAGCAGAGAACGUAAAACCUACAGAGGUGCCGACAUCUCCGCACGCCAUGCCGAAGCUGUCAGACGGAAUAUCUUCCUCUUAGAAAGACUCAACACUCAGUGACAGCAGCUGGGGGCGAACCGGCCAAAGCGAGCACAUCAUGGUGGAUGUAACCAAAUGGCCCAUUUUCAGCCUUAUGGCACCGGAGGAACUCCCAUCAAUAAGGAAGGCCUGCGUGUUUGGCUCGUCUGCUAACGAGGCCAUCUACAUCACCAAUGACGAUGAGGUCUUUGUGUUUGGGCUGAACUGCAGCAACUGCUUGGGGACGGGGGACAGCCAGAGCACCAUCGUCCCCAAGAAGCUGGACUUCCUGAGCGGCAGGAAGGUGGUGAGCCUGAGCUACGGCAGCGGGCCCCACGUCCUGCUGGCUACAGACGACGGAGAGCUCUUCGCGUGGGGACAUAACGGCUACAGCCAGCUUGGAAACGGGACGACCAAUCAGGGAGUCGCUCCGGUGGUUGUGUCCGCCAACCUGAUCAACAAGAAGGUCAUGGAGGUGGCUUGUGGCUCCCACCACUCCAUGGCUCUGACUGACUCUGGAGAAGUGUACGCGUGGGGCUACAACAACUGCGGCCAGGUGGGCUCCGGCUCCACGGCGAACCAGCCCACGCCUCGCAGGGUUUCCAGCUGCCUGCAGAACAAGCUGGCCAUCAGCAUCGUCUGUGGUCAGACCUCGUCUCUGGCCUUGGUGGACAACGGAGAGGUGUACGGGUGGGGCUACAACGGGAACGGGCAACUCGGGCUUGGGAAUAACGGGAACCAGCUGUCUCCCUGUCGACUCGUAGGUCUGCAAGGUGUGUGUGUGCAACAGAUCGUCUCCGGCUACGCCCACUCCCUGGCGCUAACAGACGAGGGUCUGCUCUUCGCUUGGGGUGCAAACACGUAUGGACAGUUGGGCACAGGCAACAAGAGCAACCAGCUGAGCCCGCUUCAAAUCCUGACGGAGAAGGAGAGGGUCGUGGAGGUCGCCGCCUGCCACUCCACCCACACGUCGGCCGCCAAGACCCAGAGCGGCCAUGUGUACAUGUGGGGCCAGUGCCGCGGCCAGUCCAUCGUGCUGCCUCACCUCACACACUUCUCUUGCACGGACGACGUCUUUGCGUGCUUCGCCACGCCCUCCGUAAUGUGGCGGCCUCUCUCCAUGGAGCACGAUGACUUCCUCACUGUGGCUCAGACUCUUAAGAAGGAGUUCGACAACCCAGAGACCGCCGACCUCAAGUUCUGCGUUGAUGGCAAAUACAUCUACGUCCACAAAGCGGUCCUCAAAAUUAGGUGCGAACACUUCCGAUCGAUGUUCCAGUCCCACUGGAACGAGGACAUGAAGGAGGUGAUUGAGAUAGACCAGUUCUCCUACGCCGUCUAUCGCGCCUUCCUCCAGUUCCUCUACACAGACAACGUGGAGCUGUCUCCUGAAGACGCCAUCGGGCUGCUGGAUCUGGCCACGUCUUACUGCGAGAACCGACUCAAGCGUCUGUGCCAGCACAUCAUCAAGAGGGGGAUCACGGUGGAGAACGCCUUCUCUCUGCUGUCCGCCGCUGUGCGCUACGAUGCCGAGGACCUGGAGGAGUUCUGCUUCAAGUUCUGCGUGAACCACCUGACCGAGGUGACCCAGACGACUGCUUUCUGGCAGAUUGACGGCAAUCUGCUCAAAGACUUCAUCUGUCGAGCGAGUCGCUGUGGAGCCUUCAAAAACUAAAGCCGGACUGCAGGAAGCGAUGGGAACGCAUGCAGAGAAACUCCAGUUCCAGAGCAGCUUUCCUGCAAACCAUUAAAUCCAGUCUUGGAACGUUUGCACAGUGGAAAACUUCCCCUUCUGGCCGUCUGUGUCGGCGCCGGGUCCGAACAUGAGAGAGCGUCGCACGCAUUUUCACACUGGGAGCAGCAGCUGGUUCCCUACAGUGCCUUGCUUUUUAAUUUGCACAUAUUGUAUAGGGCAGGAGAGAGAGGAGUGCUGCUGUUUAUAUUAUUUUAGUUUAACUUAAAAGACUUUAAGUAUUGGGUUUUGUUGUUUUUAAUUUAAGUGAAUGAAUCAGUUUGGUGUCUACUUUUAUGCUUUGCAGGUUGAGACUCUGCUGGUAGUUAAUGAGAGGAAAUUACUGAUGGUUCAUCCGUGUAGGUCAACCCCCCUGUUUGAGCUCUUAGUGCCUUUUAGUCUUUCUGGUAAAACGAUCCAAAGAAACUUGAGUUACAAAGAGGCCUAAGAAUAGUUCUUCAGGUUUAGUGGAUUUUAUCUAUUGAUUUGUUUCAUUAAGGUGUUUUUUUUUAAGUUUAUGUAGUUUUACUCACCAGGAUGAGGUCAUGGUCAGUGACAUUCAUUGGUGGCUUCAUAACUGCUGAUGCUAGCUUAUAUAUUUUCCCCUUCUUAAAUCUCUGACCUACGCCGACAAUUACAUUCAGCAGUAUUAUUGUUUUCUUUGAGUAUUAUAAUAUAUUUUUACUUGUUUCUUUGCAGGACAUUGAAAAUCAACAAUUAUUUCUCUAUUGAUGCUGAAUAAUAAGUCAGUCAAAUGCUUUGACCUCUGGAAACAGAUCAACAAAAAUAUUUCUCUGCUUGUUAUCUAUAAACAUGUUUUACUCCUGGUCAUAUUAAAGGUAGAACGAUAUUUCUCCC
Molecule: messenger RNA, 2734 nt
Organism: Poecilia latipinna (sailfin molly)
Lineage: Eukaryota; Metazoa; Chordata; Actinopteri; Cyprinodontiformes; Poeciliidae
Product: RCC1 and BTB domain-containing protein 1-like
Exons: 12
Coding region: 224-1819 (531 amino acids)
Molecular function (GO): protein binding
Source: RefSeq, a predicted model, not a curated record